Aspergillus ibericus CBS 121593 is the source of this 1782-nucleotide messenger RNA. Its product is annotated as C2 domain protein. The transcript has 2 exons. Gene Ontology annotation, biological process: positive regulation of gene expression. Lineage: Eukaryota; Fungi; Ascomycota; Eurotiomycetes; Eurotiales; Aspergillaceae. The record is from RefSeq and is a predicted model, not a curated record. Bases 1 to 1782 code for a protein of 593 amino acids.
AUGGAAGAAACUCAACCGCGGACACGGCGCCGGCGCCCGGUCGACAAAUAUGGCCCGAAGUUCUUUGACAAAUCCGAGCACAUGCAGGAUCGGGCUGCUGUCAUGAAGGCUGCUCUGAAUGGCGAUGAACCGUCUCGGUCAGAGCCCGCUGGGGGGUUUGAUAGCAGUCCAUAUCCCUACGCGCCACCGGGCUACACGCUGAAAUUUACCUUCCAUCGCGGUGUCAAUCUUCCUUGCGCGGACUUUGGCACGUUUUCUUCCGACCCCUAUGUUAUCGCCCAGUUAAUUGUUGGCCUGCCUCAACGCCAUAAGCAGGAUCCUCUUCUUUCCUUCCGAACUCCGACUGUGCGCAAAAAUCGAGAUCCAGUAUGGGACAGCGAAUGGAUAGUGGCCAACGUCCCUGCGUCGGGGUUUCAACUAAAAUGCCAUGUUUAUGAUGAAGAUGCGGCAGACCACGACGACAAGCUCGGGAAUGCAUAUGUCGAGGUGGAUUCGGUCGGUGAACACUGGCCUGGCGUCAAAGAACAGAGCUUUCGCGUUAAGAAGCGCAUGGGUAGCAAGCGGGUCUACUUGUUCGGUAACAUUGCCGCUCUGGCGUCGCGACGUCUUGAUGUGGGGUCACAUAUAGUAAUCAGUGUGCAGUGCUUGGGGAAAACACAAGGCGAUGAAGGUGCCCAUAUGUACACUGUUGGGCCCAACUACUGGUUCAAGCACUUUUCUCCACUCAUUGGAAGAAUAGCAGGGACCAAAGAUGAGGUACAGAGUCAGGAUGGUACGAAGAAGACCAUUAGUCGAUAUAAUUUCCAGGCCAUUCAAAUCCAACUCAAGGGUCCUGUACCUGCUGAGCUCUAUCAUCGUUACGUCGAAUUCAAGCCGUUUGUGGCUGGAAUGUUCACGUCACAUAGUCUUCGUGGGAGGAUACUCAACCGAGCUCUACAUCAUCAGCAUGAGCGUAUCUACAACUUCGACAAGACCACACUCAACGGACGGUUCCCUUCACCGUGCACUGCACUCACGCAGAAGUUUCUUGAGUUUGUCCACUACGCACAGGGCGGGAGGAUCUUCACUUAUGUCAUCACCCUGGACGGGCAGUUUCGCUUUACAGAGACAGGGAAGGAAUUCGGAAUUGACUUACUGAGUAAACACACGAUGCAUAGUGAUGUAUCUAUUUAUAUCGCAUAUUCUGGUGAGUUCUUCCUGCGCCGACUGAAGCAUCGCCAUCACCGACAUUCGGAGACAACACGCUACUCGGGGACCAGUUACUCCGGUGAUGAGCCGCUGGAGGAACCAGAAUUAUCAACUGAUCCGGCCGAUUACGAACUCUUCAUCGACAACGAUAGCGGUACCUAUCGCCCCAAUGGCCACUACUUGCCCCUGUUGAAGCGAUUCAUCUCGUCCAACUUCCCCGGUCUUCACGUGACCACGCUCGAUUGCAGGGAGGACGCGGUGCAGAUGGAGGCUCUGAAAAAUGAACAAAGAGAAUUCAAAAAGAACGAAGGCAAUCACAUGAUCUUCCUCCAGCGCAGCAAUGGCUCAUCACUUUCCCUUUCAAGCUCAGAUGAAGAGGAGCUGGAUGAGCGCAGUGGAUCACAGCCCAAAAGACGCGACAGCUUUGCGCAAAAGGUCCAUGAUAUGCGUGACGUGAAAGGCCAAAUGAUGAAAUGGGCACAAGGAGACAGUCAUGACAGCCCCAAUCAUCAUGGGGGCUCUUCUGAGCGCCAAACGGCAGCAGCGGCGAACAAUGCAGGCUCCUCAAAACCUGCUGAAGAGCAGUGUGGGUGA